AUGCGUCCAUCAGAAUUCCUAUUUCCUACUCUCUUCUUACCUUUGAUUUCAGCUCGACCUUCCACCCGACCGAUUUCAAUUCCCACUACCCAGCAAAAGGCAAUCGAUGACAUACCAAUUGGAAAAACUGCACUGUCCAAUAAUGAUAUGUUGGAGAUUGGUAGGAUGGCUAUAGCGAUCAAUUCUGCUUAUUGUCCCAAAGGCAACAAGCUACAGCCUCACCCGCCUAACUCAUUCAUCAAGCAGAUACGCCAUUCUAAACGACAUCACGAUUCGUCCCAACGUCCACACAUGGAAGAAAGUAGUAUUAUAGUGUCGAGUGAAGACCUAGAAUAUGUCGAUGACCUAUACAUCGCAGGAAAUACGAAAUGGUACAUAUCACAUACCCCUUCGACCCAGACCUUAACCCUAGCUCUGUCAUCCUUAUCAUCAACCGACGACUUUCUAGAACUGUUAGCCUCAUCCCCUCAGAACAACCAAUCACUCGUACCCCUCCAGAACCUACUCUUUCCCUUUGACCGUCUCUCGACCUUCCCUGUAGAUGAACAACCAAUGAUCUUCCAUCCAUAUGUCGAUUCAAUCGUAUCGCACGGUAAUUCAGCUUUAUCAUCUCUCUUGGACCUAAUUGAAAAUCCACCUUUGACCGUAUCGUCCUUUCAUACAGAUGUGAUCAAGGAGUAUGUCACCUCCCUGGCAGAACCAGUACCAGCAGUCACGCAUGCUCCAAUUAAGAAAGUGGAAAUUAUCGGUCACGGAUUAGGCAGCGUAGUAGGUCUCAUGGUAUCACUCGCUCUGAAAUUAGAAUUGGAAUUAGCAUUUGAGCAAUUGUCCAAUGAGAUUGAUAUCAAAGCGAAUUUACUAGGAUUACCAAGGAUAGGUAAUUCUCACUUCUCCAAAUUAAUCGAUAAUCACCUCACUCGAAAUCAACCUUCCCUGCAAGUGAAUAGGAUCAUAUCAUACCACGACACCAUCACGCACCUUCCGGGACGUCAUCUCGGCUUGACGCAUCUUGCCAAAAACGAAUUAUGGAUAGGACCCGAUCCACGUGCAGCGUAUUUAUGUGCGGUUGACAGCAAAGAUUGUUCAGAUGGAGUGAAGUUGAGUGAAACUUCUUUGUUGGAUCAUUUGGGUCCGUAUGGCGGUGUAUUGAUCGAUACUCAUUGUAAGAUGGAAUAG
This is a messenger RNA of Kwoniella botswanensis, 1176 nucleotides long. RefSeq lists its product as uncharacterized. The record is from RefSeq and is a predicted model, not a curated record. Bases 1 to 1176 code for a protein of 391 amino acids. Lineage: Eukaryota; Fungi; Basidiomycota; Tremellomycetes; Tremellales; Cryptococcaceae. Gene Ontology annotation, biological process: lipid metabolic process. The transcript has 3 exons.